Leptinotarsa decemlineata (Colorado potato beetle) is the source of this 1620-nucleotide messenger RNA. Its product is annotated as solute carrier family 7 member 14. Gene Ontology annotation, biological process: transmembrane transport; amino acid transport. Gene Ontology annotation, molecular function: amino acid transmembrane transporter activity. NCBI's taxonomy places the organism in Eukaryota, Metazoa, Arthropoda, Insecta, Coleoptera, Chrysomelidae. The record is from RefSeq and is a predicted model, not a curated record. Gene Ontology annotation, cellular component: plasma membrane.
AUGCCUGCCCUCGUGGAGAUGUUUGGUCAAGUAGGCGCUUACAAGUGUAAAUACAUCGUGGCCGUCGGGGCGCUCGCCGGACUAACGGUCAGCAUGUUCGGAUCGAUGUUUCCCAUGCCAAGAAUAAUUUACGCCAUGGCUCAGGAUGGACUGAUAUUCAGGGUUUUCUCACAAGUGUGGCCAAGUACGGGAACUCCAGCUGUGGCUACUUUUAUGAGUGGACUAGCAGCAGCUGUAGCAGCACUUUUCAUACGUUUGGAAAUUCUUGUCGAGAUGAUGUCUAUAGGUACUCUCUUAGCCUACACUCUCGUCUCCACGUGUGUGCUCAUCCUGCGAUACCAGCCCCACUCCACCAACCUCGUAGAGCUCCUUCCUCAGAGUCUCAGGACGCCACUCAAAGGUUCACCGACGAAAGAGGGCCUGGCGGAAAAUCCCAACGGCCAAGCCUACUUCGGCAACCAGCUCCAUCCUUCGCAGCUAAAGGAAGCCAUAGUCUCCAGUCUCGGGCCACCCAUUCCAUCACCGUCACCUUCGCCGCUUCCCAGUCAGACAACGCAGAGGGUCAUGGUUCGCAGGGUGACAAGAAGCUCUCCCGAUAGUGACGAUACAUUUGGGGGAGAUGAACCAGAAGAAGAUUUUUCCGGGAGGGACGACCAAUUUUUAGUAUCAGAUAGAACUGAGAAUAAGUUUUAUGGUACUGUACAUGGAGGUGGAAGUGCUACAAGUACCGGUGGUGUUGUGGGAUCAACAGUAGGACCUAGUUUGGGUUAUAUAGGUCGCAGAUUGCAGGCUGCAACUUAUUUGUGUCCAGCCAUCUUUCCUUGGGUCGACACAGGACCAGCAACCGAAGAAUCGGGAAUGUUUGUCAUGAAAAUGGUGGGAAAUCUGUAUAUCCUCAUCAUAAUAUUGGAUUUGAUAAUAGUUGUGGGAAUGGAUGAUAUGGGUACCGCCACAACAAUUUUCCUUUGCCUCUUCCUGUUCGCCAUCGUCGCCAUUUGCCUCGUUAUAUCGAGAAAACCACAAAACAGGAACACUCUGAUGUUCAUGACUCCAGGUUUGCCUUUUAUUCCAGUGGUCGCCAUCACAGUGAACAUAUACCUGAUAAUGAAGUUGUCCAUUCUCACCCUAGUUAGGUUCACAAUCUGGAUGACUUUAGGUUUCAUAAUGUACUUUUAUUACGGAAUCAAAAACAGUACGUUAGAGGAAGAUCGAGACCAAAAUAUCGAAUUGACUGUCACCGACCAUGAGAAACAGAAAUUCGAUAGCACCUCCCCCUAUGGAACUGACCACAAUAUUUUCAGUCAGAACCAGCCGACCUACGACUGGGACCCCAACAAAUCCUGGGAUCACAGGCCGUCGUGGGCGCAGCCCCAGAACGAGUCGCCACCGCCACAGCUGUACCAAGUCGAGCAGCGUUACAACGUCGACACCAACGACACCAAAUCCGUCAUCAACAGAGUCGCCCCGAACGCCCAAACGACGAGCAGCGCUUCGGGCCUCUUCGUCAGCGAUCCAUUGGCGUUCGCCAAAUGGGACGACUAGUAAGUCGCGCGUAAUGUUGUUCGGUUGUUGAGUCGUUGUAUAUUAUUGAGAAGGUUGUUGAAAAUAUUUGAAAUAAUG